AUGGCCUCCAACAUCUACGCACCCCUGAGCGAUAACCCGACAAGCAUUCGAAUCGUCCGCCUUGCACCAUCAAAUACCUCUGAUCAUAUCUCUGUCACUGCCCAGCUCAUCGAAACGAGCUGGGAUGAGUGCAGUUAUGAAGCCCUCAGCUAUUGCUGGGGAAGGCACUACAAGACCAAGACGAUUCUCCUAAAUGGGCAGCAGGUCAAAGUGACAGCAGACUUGCAUGACGCGUUGGAGCAAUUUUGUCUCGAGGAUGAGCCCAGGUCCCUUUGGAUUGAUGCAAUAUGCAUUAACCAAUAUGAUCCUGACGAGAAGAGUGUUCAAGUGCAAAGAAUGCAGGAUAUAUACCGUAAUGCCAAACAAGUUCUCGUCUGGAUAGGCAAAGAAAAGGAUCACACUGGCUUGGCGUUUGAACAGAUCCAACGACUUCUUGCUUGUCACGAUCCUGACGCCGAGAAAGAAAUUUGGAAUGAACCUGGAGAAUGGAUUGCAUGCCUCAACGAGAUGAUUAAAAGACCGUACUGGUCUCGUGCAUGGACGGUACAAGAAGUCGUCCUUGCUGGGAAUGCGAUCUUGUGCUGCGGCUCUUACACUAUUCCCUUCUUCGACUUUGCACACCUCUUGGUCCGACAAACAACCCGACACUGGCUCCAAGUCAACUAUGCCCUGGCAAGUUACCUCGAGCAAGUAUUCGAGAUGCGAAACCCGUCGUAUCAAGACCCACCAAUAGGUCUCUUUGGACUCGCAUACAAACUUCGCCUUCGCCAGUGCACUGUUCCCUAUGACAGGAUUUACGCCUUUCUGGGGUUGAUCAAGUCUGGAAAGCUGGAAGAGCUUCCAAUCGAUUAUAAAAUGAAUCGUGACAAGCUAUGGAUGGCAUUUGCUAAAGCAACCAUGGCCAAGUACAAGACACUUCUCCCCCUAGCUCUUGCUGAGAGCAGGUACACGGAAGCCCGUUGGUGCUACGAUUGGGACACUGAAUUCUUCGAACCAAAUCAUUCCGUGCACGGCAUAGUGCCUUUUUGGACAGGAGGCCUAGAUAGUCCUGACUUUUAUCCUUUGCAACGAGCCCGUCACUCGGCCUCUGAUGGGCUUGAAGCGCGGAUUCGAGUUGACCUUGAGGCACCAUCCGUCAUUUCUGCUCAAGGUUUCACAGUAAGCAAGGUUGUCAAGGUUGGUACAUGCGUCAACUCUUGGUUCAUAUCUUUUGGGCGACCGAAUUACGUCGAGCUGUUCGAGGAGUGGGAGUCACUCGUUGGAGGUCCGUGGGAAGAUCCAGAGAUGUCAAAGAGAUUUGCGCAGACAAUCACGGGAGGCGCCUGGGAGACCGAACCAGAUGAUUGGAGGGUUUGGAAUACCAAGAAUUACUCGGAAAAGGUUUGGACGUGGUCUUGGUGGAGUCAUUUCACCUCGGAAGAUGAAUCCUUCACCGGCUACAACAUGAGUCGUCACACGGAACCGGAACCUACAGAGCUUCACGCGCAAUACUGCCGCAUCCGGGAUGAUGCUUGUGAGGAACGCAGAAUAUUCCUCCUCGAGAACGGCGAUUUCGGUCUCGGCCACGAGAACACCCAAGUGGGUGAUCUAGUCGUAGUCCUCCUCGGCAGCCAGGUUCCGUUUGUCUUGCAUAAAAGAGAUCACAGCGGAAUUCGAUGGCUGGCGGACACAGAAAACAAAUGGGACCUUUACAAAUCGACAUGGGGAGUCGUUGGGCAGGCUUAUGUGCACAGUCUCAUGAAGUAUAAUGGUGACCUAGAGCAGGAUAUAAAGGAUGAGAAGGUUGUUUUGGAGGAGUAUCUACUCGAUUAG
Molecule: messenger RNA, 1812 nt
Organism: Fusarium keratoplasticum
Lineage: Eukaryota; Fungi; Ascomycota; Sordariomycetes; Hypocreales; Nectriaceae
Product: HET domain-containing protein
Exons: 3
Coding region: 1-1812 (603 amino acids)
Source: RefSeq, a predicted model, not a curated record